Molecule: messenger RNA, 1557 nt
Organism: Syngnathoides biaculeatus (alligator pipefish)
Lineage: Eukaryota; Metazoa; Chordata; Actinopteri; Syngnathiformes; Syngnathidae
Gene: mrps31
Product: mitochondrial ribosomal protein S31
Exons: 7
Coding region: 82-1347 (421 amino acids)
Cellular component (GO): mitochondrial small ribosomal subunit
Molecular function (GO): structural constituent of ribosome
Source: RefSeq, a predicted model, not a curated record
UACCAUCGUUCAAGUUUAAAGGGAACCUUUUUGUGGUUGCAACAAAGACGCAAGUGAGGGUCCGUAAAAGGACGUUUUCAAAUGAUCAUGUUUAGAUUCAUAUCGCAGGCUUUCACUGCGGCUCAAAAGUCAUCAGUGAAUAUAUCUGUGUCGCGUAUUUUUCCAACAGAUUAUGAAACGUCGACGGUUUCAAUGUUACGGAUGUCCAGUGUCUGUACCGCAAAAUACUUCAGGACAAGUGCAGCUCGAGUAUGUGAACACACACAGAAGUCCAAUAACGCAGUAAUAGUGCCAGAAUCCACUGAAACCCAAACAGCGCAUAAACAACAAAACCAAGAUUCCAGUGAAGUCAACAAACUUAACGAGCCAUAUCACGGAGACAAUAUUAAGAAAGGAAAGGAAGGGGCACCAGUUUUAGCCAAGAGUGGGAAGGAGAGUCUACUUGAUCUUCUCGGAGCCAUGAAGGUGGACGUCACCAGCAAAAGAAGGCUAAAAAGUGUCAACGUUAAGCAGAACCAGCCUAAGUCAACGCCGGUUGCUAUGGAGAGUACCAUUAGCAUGUUUCAGAAGGCUUCAGAGGAGGCUUCAUCUGAGACUCGUACACUGGAUCCAGCACUGCUUGCAGCCGCUUCCGCUGCUGCUUCCACUCUUCCUAACCGGAUCCGGGCAGAGUCCGAGCUGCUGAAGCAGCUGAGGCGGCACGAGGCCAUCACUGAAGCUCACAAGAAGGGUGACGUCAACAACCUGGGAGUGAUUAUAUCUGACAUGAAGGUGGGAAAAUACUACAACCGACAGAACGCUCGACCAGCCAAUCAGAUCAGGUUUGACGACGACGGGCGGGGCUACACACAAGAUCGAGGAAUCACUGCAGAGCUGGACGGCGUUCGCAAAAAGAAGCACUUGUUUACAGGAAGAAGACUCAACAUUUUCUCUACCACGCCUGAUGAAGACAGAGUGGAAGCAACACUUGCUCGACCGACCCUGUGGGACGUGGACUUUGCUAACCAGCUGACUUCUUCUGCCAACCAAAUGCCUCGAAAUGCCUUUGAGGAAAUGAUCCAGUGGACCAAAGAGGGCAAACUGUGGCAGUACCCGAUCGACAAUGAAGCAGGUCUUGAGGAGGAGGCCAGCGUCCCUUUCCAUGAGCACGUCUUCCUGGAGAAGCACCUGGAGGAGGGCUUCCCCAAGCAGGGCCCAAUACGGCACUUCAUGGAGCUUGUGGUGACCGGUUUGUCCAGAAACCCCUAUCUGACCGUCCAGCAGAAGAAGGAGCACAUUUCCUGGUUCAGAGACUACUUUAAUCAAAAACAGGAUGUCCUCAACGAGGCUGAGGUUUACCUAAAUUAAAUUUGGACCAGAAACUCAAAUGAUGUAUAAGCUCUUAAUUAAUAAAGUGGAAAUGCGGGUGGCAAAGCAAUUGUACAGUCAAAAGUUUUAGUCCACAAUCAUUUAUUUUUGUUGGAAAAUUCACCUUACUAAAAGAGGUAGAACUAAUAUUUGUGGAAGGUAACUGAAAGAGCACCGCAGAGGAAAGACUGGCAACUAAAUUCAGUAUGA